AUGCACCUUGGCAGAUGCCAUGCAGGUCCCGCUCACAAGCACCACCGCAACACGACACAACACGACACAGGCGCGGACGAGCACAGUCUCCUCUCCAUAUAUCCCUCCCUCGAACGCCUUCAUUUUGCCAGUCUUGCUCCGGCUCCCACUCCGCCAUCCUCACAUAUCGACAUCUACUGUGACCUUCCAGAGACCGCACCUGCACCAAAGACGUUGAAGCAGCGCCGCAAGGAACGUCAAGCCAGACUUGCUUCCACCCAGCUUUCCGACCGCGUCAAGAGACGGUCCUCCCGCCGUGUCGGCUUUCGCGCUUCGACGAGCUCUUCCGUCUACGUACGGCUGCCGGACAAGAUUAGGAAGAGGCACUUCACCACCGAAGAGCAAAUAGUUGCUUCCCGAAAUCGGAGACACGACAUCAUCCUUGACCCGGCGGAUGAGGCCAUUUACAAAGUUCGAAGACGAGCCUCUAGCCUGAUUAUACAGGACGAGCUGUGGAGCCCGACUCUGUCAGUGAGACCUCAGACGAUGGAGUCCCGGCGGCCGAGCCACGACACGGGGAAGCAAAUGCCCCAGUCGGAGGACAAGAAGGCCCCUCAAAGUCAGAAGAAGCGGGACUCCUUCUACGACAGCUUCCGGUGGUUGGAAGAGGAUGACGACCUAGAUCUGCGCUUGUACCUCGAUGACUACCACGCCAACUUGAGAGAAGAUUUGCCGGCCAACUCGAAACAGCGCAGGCCGUCCUUUCGCAGGCACCUUUCCAUAUCCAAGAUACCUUUCGGCCGCAACUCACUCUCUACCAACCGGCCCGGCACGACACCCGCCGGGGCAAGCAAUCCUACCACUCCGCUGUUUUCGAGUUCCCCGGUCAGCCCUCUUACAGGCUCUCCAGGCCACGGCCGGCGAAGAUCGCGGGCUCUGUCGUUGAUUUCGCCAAAGCAUAGUCCUCAGGAUACAGUUGCUGCCUUUGACCCGGAGGCGGCCCACUACCAAGAUCCUGAGGCUCGCCUGAAACUGCGGUUAUACCUCGCCUCCCCUCAAAAGUUUGACGAAGCCAUCGAGUUUGGGUUUCCUUCAAAAGAAGCCAUGGCCAACAAGCCGGGCAAGGAUGUCAAACAACCCAAGCGCAGACAAUCCAAGGCGGCGCUGGUAGACGAGUCGGAAAACCUCGGCACUUUUCUCGCCGACGAUCGGUCGUCAAUCUUCAGCGACGACGGAUCCCUUGAUUCGGACUCUCCCAAGACACCCCAUACAGUGGAGAUGACAGCGCUUCGACCGCCGCCCAUCAAGAGUGAUCAGCUCCAGUCACCAAAACCGUCAACGGAAUACGCACGGAUGCCGGCAGAGGCGAGAGAAAUGACACUGCGCAUGACCCUCACUCGACCCGACCUCCGGGCCCACGAAGAUCAGAUGUACGGCUGGAAGCAUAAGCCGCUACCACCGAGGAAAUCUCAAUCCAACGGCGUACGAGAUGAAUUUCCGACGUCGACGUACGUCCGGGAUGCAUCCUCAAAGGAGAGCAUAGAACGUCAGUUCGCAGCCAUGGACCAGGAAAACGCUCAGGCCAACGACCGAGGCGUUAUGAAGCGUUUUUGGAAUAAGGUCCGGCGAGCACCGGCAUAG
Molecule: messenger RNA, 1620 nt
Organism: Colletotrichum orchidophilum
Lineage: Eukaryota; Fungi; Ascomycota; Sordariomycetes; Glomerellales; Glomerellaceae
Product: mucin
Exons: 2
Coding region: 1-1620 (539 amino acids)
Source: RefSeq, a predicted model, not a curated record